Aspergillus ochraceoroseus IBT 24754 is the source of this 231-nucleotide messenger RNA. RefSeq lists its product as uncharacterized. The transcript is spliced from 2 exons. The record is from RefSeq and is a predicted model, not a curated record. Bases 1 to 231 code for a protein of 76 amino acids. Lineage: Eukaryota; Fungi; Ascomycota; Eurotiomycetes; Eurotiales; Aspergillaceae.
AUGGGUUUUAUCGAGAAAUUGCAAGCAAAGCUUGAGCUCUACAGGCUAGAGCAGCGCUACGCCCGACGCAAGCAUCGCAGCACAUUUUCCGGGGUGCAAUACGUCGACGGAGAAUACGUCUUCUCGAAUAGCUCCAACUCGUCUACAGGAACCGUCUCCAAACACUCGACCGGCUCCCACUGGAAGGCCUCGACCUGGGGCACCUUCGGAAACGACGCGCGAUACCGGUGA